GAUUUUGUUAUGAACUUCUGGAACCCGUCUAAAAAUGGCAGCUAGAAGAAUUACCAAGAAUUGGUUACGUUUUACAAAAUAUCACCAGAUAAAGCCCACAGCUUCAUUAGUAUUAAAAAGAAAUCUUUUAAAGGGAACCUCUCUUCAUUGUCCGAAUGUGAGAAAUAUUCAUGUUACUGCUUGUGUGAAUGAACUGGUACAGUUUAAUCUCUCUGAUAUUGGUGAAGGUAUAAGAGAGGUCCAUAUUAAAGAAUGGUAUGUGAAUGUGGGAGAUAAAGUGAGUCAGUUUGACAGUCUAUGUGAGGUUCAGAGUGAUAAAGCCUCUGUCACAAUCACCAGCAGGUUUGAUGGCGUUGUAAAGAAACUAUGCUAUGAGAUUGAUGAUAUUGCUCUAGUUGGAAAACCUCUUGUGGAAAUAGAGACAGACACAUCAGCAGCAGCUAAAGAUGUGGUUGAAGAUAAGUUUGAAGAUGAAAGUUCUUCCUCAUCCUCAAGUGACAGUGAUUCCUCCAUGAUGCAGAGGGUCAAAGGUCAUAAAGUAUUGGCCACACCUGCUGUCAGAAAAAUAGCCAUGGAAAAUAAAAUACGAUUGAGUGAUAUAGUAGGAACAGGAAAAGAUGGUAGAAUUUUAAAAGAGGAUGUUAUCCGAUUCUUAGAAGGAAAACAGGCAGCUGUUCCAAAAGAUACUAAGAAAGAAGUAAAAGUUGAAGUCAGACCGGAAAUACGGGUACCAGAGGGAGCCCCUGUUCCCACUCCAGUGAUUCCGCCAAAAGUGGUCUCCCGGCCUGUGCUGGGCAAGGACUAUAACGAACCCAUCAAGGGUAUACGUAAAGCAAUGGUGAAAACAAUGACAGCAGCUCAGUCUAUACCGCCAUUUGGAUAUUAUGAUGAGAUUGAUAUGACAGCUUUAGUGAAAUUCAGGGCCGAUAUAAAAGAGCAGGCAUUAGCACGAGGAGUGAAAUUUUCAUAUAUGCCAGUGUUUAUAAAGGCAGUAUCAGUGGCUUUAACAGAGUAUCCAAUAUUAAAUUCAAGCGUAGAUGAAAAAUGUGAAAACAUUACUUAUAAGGCAUCUCAUAAUAUAGGUUUAGCCAUGGACACAAAAGAUGGACUCUUGGUGCCAAAUAUAAAGAACGUACAAUCUUUGAGUAUUUUUGAGAUUGCAUCAGAGUUAAACAGACUACAUGCUCUUGGCUUAGCGGGUAAACUAGGGACAGAUGACCUUUCUGGGGGAACAUUUUCUCUUUCCAAUAUAGGAUCUAUUGGAGGCACCUAUGCACGUCCAGUAAUACUUCCACCAGAAGUAGCAAUUGGUGCUAUUGGAAAGGUUCAGGCUUUACCGAGGUUUGAUGAGAAUGACAAUGUCGUCAAACGUUACAUUAUGCAAGUCAGCUGGUCUGCCGAUCAUCGUGUAGUAGAGGGCGCCACUAUGGCUAGAUUCUCAAACUUGUGGAAAUCUUACCUUGAAAAUCCUACAUCACUCAUUCUAGAUUUAAAAUGAAAAUACAGAAUUAAUAUAAAGUAAAAACUAUGUGAUAAGCUACAGAAAGUAAUAGUGAAUAGCAUUCAAGUGACAACAAAACAUAUUAAAGUAAUUUCUCUGAAGAAUUGUAUAGAAUGAAUUUGUAUAAAUGUUACAGCCAUGUUUGGUCUAAAUAAUUGGUGAAAGUUGUAUUUUGUGCACUCCAGAUUUUGGGAACACUUAAAUUUACCGUUGUACGUCGUCUGACCGUCCGUCUGAAUUUGCGAAGUUCAUAUCUCUGAUAAGAUAUGACAUAGAGUUGUGAAACAUUACAGGAUUAUUAUUCAGCGUGUGGAGUUGUGCACUUUUUGCUUUGUUUGGGAUAUCACUCUGCAAGACCAGAGUUAUGCCCAAUGACUUAGGCAGUUUGUAUAAAAGGUCUAAAUGUUUGCAUAUGUUUCUCCAGAAGAGUCAUGAAACUUAAAGGCAUUUUUUGCAGCUUGUGUAGUUGUGCACUUUGGUUUGUAUCUGGGUAUAACACCACCACCUUCCCCCUCAAAAACGUUUUAUAUUCAGAUGUUCUUUUAUUUUGAAUUUCUUGAUGUUUGGUUGUAUUCCUGAGGAUUCGCACUCCAACCCAAGGUAAUAUGCUUAGUCUCGUAUAAACAAGUGUCAAAGAAUCAUUGACUGUAUAACUUGCAUUAAGAGACCACCCAAGGGAAGUACAAAAAGCGGUCUUCUAACACAAAUGGUCUGUUAAUAAAAGUAUAAUUUGUUCUUUAGCAGUACAAAACGAAACUGAAAAAUAUCUCUUAAAGCAUGUGGUCUCUUUAUAGGCGUGGACCCACAAGAUAGUUGAACUGUAGUUACAGGAAGUGGGGGCACUAGUGGCCUUAGAAGACAUUCUAGUUUUAGAAACAAUUAUAGCCUGAAAACCAUUGGAUAGAAUCUCGUAUUCCUGAAUUAUGUGGAUUUUUUUCCCAUUUAGUAACGAUUUGACCAUAGCGUUUUGUUUUUCAGUUUGGAACAUAUUUCGGAAGAUAUAAUAAAGGUUAAAACCUGUUGACCUAGGAAUUGUUACUAUUGUUUUCAAAUAUUACUCUGUCUGCAUUUGCAUGUAUUUUGUUUUGUUCAAGUCUGUAAUUAUUCCAAAUUACAGACAGUAUAAUUGGGGUGCAACAUUGAUGCUCAACAAUAUUAUUGUCUGACAACACUGCAUUUAAACAGUGAUAUGGAUCUUUGCUGUUUGUUUGUUACGUAUUGUUUGUAUUUUAGAAACAUCAGUUUAUUUAAUUGUUAGACAAUCGGGCACUUUUCAUCCAGCAGUUCCUGUUAAAGCUUUUGUUAAAUUAUUUUCUUUUUGAUAUCCAGAUAUGCAAUUUGCUCAGGAUAAGUCAAAUACUGGGUCUUAGUGCAAGGGACACAUUCAGCAACGUUUCAAGUCAGACACCUAACAUAUUCUUUUAUAUUGAAAUGCUACAAUUUUGAAGCAAGGAAAAAGUAUAUCAUUUACUACUAGAAAGAGCUUAGGCAUUGUGUUCAUUGCUAAUAGUAGACACCGUCGUUCAUAUGACUGAAAAAUUACUGAAAAAGAAGCUAAACACGAACACAUAGUAAAGAUGCAUUCUGAAAGAAGUUACCCAAUUUAAGUUUUCAAUUUUUCAUCUGUUAUCUUGCUCUGAAUUAGAAUAUUAAUUAAUAUAGACUAGCUGAUGGACAUUACAGUUACUUUCUAAAAUUGUGUCUUAUGACAGUUCUAUUUGCUUGCUAUGGCUAAGUUUUGCUGUGUGUUUUAUGCUGUGCGUAACAGAAGUUGAUAUCUAGGGAAUAGUUUACUCAGCCAGUGUGUUAACGUUUGGUCAGUUUUACCUAGUCAGAAGAAAUUGUUUGUAAUAGUGUACAUUCAUUAGCACAUUUUUAUAUCGCAUAGAGUUUCUUCUGACUUACAUCGUAGGUUAAAGCUUUACAUUACAUCUUAAUAAAGUUAACAUAAAAUCAGUUAAGAAUAUUUGAGUUGUGUUGUGUGACUAAAUCAUUUGUCAUAUAUAUUUAUUGUAUAUGCGUAUGUAUAGAAUCUCGUGAAUAAUUAUGAUAUUAAAAGUCUGAAUUGUUACUUUUUAGUGCACAAGAAAAUUGGAUUGGUUCUGACAGAAAACUUUUACUUGAUUGCUCUCCAGAACAUAACAGUCAAUAUACACUCAGUUCCAAAAGAAAGUGUGCACUUAGUUGUUUGUUAUUUUUUCUCAGUUAUUUUCAUGAAAACUUAUAAUGUUUGGUACCAAAAUUUAAAUCAGUUCGUAAACAAAUUGGUGUGCAUUUUAGAUUUUGAGUUAUACCUGAGAGUUUGUGUAUGAAAAAAUGAAACAAAAACGUCGGGGAAUUUUUGGAAAUAUUUAAACCUAAAAAGUGCACACUUUCUUUUGGAACUGAGUAUAUUGGUGAUCUUGAGGUUUCUUUUCGACGCACCUCUCGAAAAAACAUUUGUGAAUUCUUUGUAUAUCAACAGACAACUGACAUUAGUACAGUGCAUAUCCCCGAAACUGCAGUGCACAUACCUGAACUUUUUGUAUUUGGAUUCCGUACUUAAAAUUUAAAAAAGGAACAACUUCCUAAGAUUGAUCAUAGGUGGCGGGCGAAUGACUUCUUCCGAAUAUUUGUUCACAGAAACUUGUUUUUGUGAGUUUCGGAUUAUUUUGUAAGAUGAAGGUUUAAAAUAUACAUCAUUCUAAAGAUUCCCACGGGUGAUAGUAGGUUUAUAUGAAUUUUAACUUUGGUAGUGAGAAUUGUUUGGCCAAAAAUGUGUUCCAUGUAUAACAUAUGUAUUAAGACAAACAAACAUUUACCACUAGAAGACGAUGUGUCCGGUGAAGGACACAGGCCUUUAAGUCAAAGGUCAGGAUCAAAUUAUGGGAUAAAAAUGUCAUUUCUCUUGUCUUGUCUAUAUCUUUUAUAUACCUACAACGAUAUUCAAUUAAGUUUGUACAGCUCUAACAAUAACAAAAUUGUGUGUUCAAAAAUGUGAUCAUUUAAAGGUUUCAAGUCCGUAACUUAAGUAUACGUGCUCUGUUGUGGAAGUACCAUUACUGACACACUCACACUUCUAUGUCCUAACAUCACAUAGCAAGAGAAUCUGUGUCCUUGACACACAUUCCUAGUUUUAAAUGUAGGACCAUGGACUUUAGAUCGUUAAAAUUUAACAUACUGAACCACUUCAGCUUUUGUUAGGCGCAUCAAAUCGUGCAUAUAGAUUCAUCAUAAUUAUAGGGUUAAUCUGAAUUUACAAUUUGGCUUGACUGCAUGCAAACCCUAGAGUUAAGAAAUCCUCACCCUAAAAUUAAAAGUUGUAACAUAUUAAGCCCUUGACAUGUUCUUCACGUGAUCAGUUGUUUUUAUACUCGUGUGAAAACAACCACAACAAGUCAUGUAUGCAUUGAGUAUUGUCGUUAAUGUUGUAAUUUUUGAAUGACGAUAAAAUCAACUCAACCGAAACUUUUGACAAAAUGACAUUUGAUUAAAUCUUGUCUGUAAAACAAUCAUUUUAAGGUAGUUCUGCACGUUUGGAUCGAAAUUAUUUCUACAAUGUAGAAUUUGAUUAAACACUGAUUUUUCAAAACUUCAGAAUAUACCUAGAAAAUUAAGCAAAUAAAAAAGAUAGGGUCGUGUGCUUGAUUUUUUGCUAGACUGAUUUGAAAAAUAGGGACCUCAUGCAAUAUUUCAUACUGAGAGUCUAUGGGAAAAUCAUAACUUUCUUAACAUUUUCGCGAAUAGAAAUUUUUCUACAAUGUAGAUUUUGAUGAAACUUCUCACAGUUGUAAAUAAAGACAUGACCUAUAAUUUGAUGAAAUAAAAUAUAUAGGUCCGUGUGCUUAUUUUUGAGAUAUUUGAACAUGAUUAAAGUAAACCGGACAUUUCACGCUAAUUUUAGGACGUUAUUUUGAAUUAUUUAACAUGUGAUAUGUUUUAAUAUCAUAUUUUGACUUUACAAUAUAGCAACAGUACCAUUGUAAUAAAUUUACUCACAGGUUGCAAUUAAUUCAUAAAAUGAUUUUCUGUUCCGUACGCCGAAUCCAGUCUUUAUUCUACGUUUUCCGGAAAAAUGGCGUCACGCCAUCACUUCCGGUUUAUCAAACGUGCAGAACUACCUUAAAUGUAUUUUUAGAUGCUUAAACUUCCUCAUGUAAAUGCGCAUGGUGUGUUUUAAAUCAGUCCACCCUUUUAGGUAAAAUCUUUGAAAGAAUUUGAGUAAACAAAAUUCCUGACACACACUUCCUCUUUCUUGAUAUAGGUGUUUGAGUGUGCUGGUGACUGAAAUCGCACAUGUGUUAGAAUGGAAAGGCUGCACAAUACCAAACAAAUCUGAAAAUAGCUCUAUAUAUAAGAUCAUAACAUCAAAAACGUAGACACACAUAUUAUUUUGUAACAGAUAUUUUUCAACGUGUUUUAAAAACAUAACGGCUAAAAUGUGAUUAUGAAUCCAUGUGUAAUAAUUUGCUGAAAUUCUCUUUGAAGAAUUUACCGCAUACUAAAUACAAUACCACAAUGGAAUCAAAACAGCAAGUCGGCUACAAUGCUAUUUUAAUUGAGAGUAAAUGAUGAUAGUUUUAGCCUUUGUCGCCCUGGAGUGCAUUCAGUUGUUUUUUAUGUGGCUAUACGUACUUCCUAUAAUAAUCCCUUUUAAGAGUGACCGAAAAGUGAUACGAUAACGCUCUAUAUUGUGUACAUGGAUAAGAUGUUUCGGGCCUAUUACCUUGUUUGUUUUAGAUAAAUCAUAGAUAACCAUAGAAAACAUACAAAAGCAUUUUCCUAAAGGGGUCACCACAAAAGUCGCUGAACAAGAGAUGAGGCAAUACGGUGUUUGGGUUAUAUAUUAACAUGUAAUAUGUAGGUAAAGUUUUCGACUGAUUCAAUAUUGCUUCUCAGGACUGUUUAUCGCCGUAAAAAUAGUGUACACAUUACGUAAUGCAGUGAAGUUUUUUUUAAGACUUGUCGAAAGUAUGAAGCUAUUGCAUCUUUGAAGUUAAUGUGUGUAUUAUACGAAAGUACGUAUAUAUUUUUGGAGGAAUGUUAAUAAAUGUUAUAAUUGUUAUAAAUAAACAACAAUUCGGUUUUUUUUUGGUAUUGAGUGAACUUGGCAUCACAAUUAUUUGUUUACGAUUAUAAAUUGCAUAACCUCUGUUAUUACAGAGUGAAGUGUCAGACAGUAAAUUAUGAUCAUCCACAUAUGUAUACAAGCCCGCUGUGGUAAUGGCCCGACUUGUAAAAUUCACUGUAAAGUCACAACAUUAUAAGCCAAUAAUUUUCUCUUUGAUAUGCAUUCACUAUAGGGUUAUAACGUUUAUUUAGGAUAUUUAACAUGAUCUAAUGAAAUAGUGUGCACCUACUCAAGGGAAGGACACGCAAAUCUUGGUUGUGGGACUAUUUGAAAUGUACUUCACCGGCUGUAAAAAGAAAAUGUUCAUGUAACAAACAGACUCGAAAAGAAGUAACGCAUCACACUGAUAUGAAUCAUCUUUAGGAUGAACCACUUUUGAACAACCCUUUUAGGAAUGUUGUAUAAAUAAAGUGCAACUUACCAAACAGUCGUUCACUUAAUAAGAUUCGAAGAUUCUGCCACUAAAGAUUUAGCUAUGGAAUAUUGUGCACUGUUUCUUGUGGCAGUGAUUGGCAUGACUCUGGCAGAACCUGCCCCAGACAUCAGCAAGCUAAGGAUUACUAAUUGUAACUGCUCGAAAUGCAGCUUCCAGCAAAUAGGCUAUGCACUGCGUGGUAGAGUUGUUGCCAUGUUUAAUGGAUCACGGGUUAGUUGCUCAAAGAAAGCCAUUGUGAACUGGGCACGUACAGUUAUUGGCUGGAAUUACAGCUGCAGUAUCAGUGGAUCUGACGGGAAGUUUGAAGUCCGUUACGGGGCUGGUCGACUGUGUGGAAGAAAUUACGAUCGUGUGUAUUUAAACAGUUGCAGCGGGACCCCUUGCAGUAACUUUGGUUAAGGAAAUGACAAUCUUUGCCAAUACCUUAGUUUCUAUUAGAAUAUAAUACUAAUACCAUUAAAUAUAAGAGACAAAUGUAUUAAUUACCUGUGUAAGAUGAAUUAUGAAAUAAAAUUUAGUGUUUGUUGAA
Molecule: messenger RNA, 7576 nt
Organism: Mercenaria mercenaria
Lineage: Eukaryota; Metazoa; Mollusca; Bivalvia; Venerida; Veneridae
Product: lipoamide acyltransferase component of branched-chain alpha-keto acid dehydrogenase complex, mitochondrial-like
Exons: 13
Coding region: 35-1498 (487 amino acids)
Cellular component (GO): cytoplasm; mitochondrion
Molecular function (GO): acetyltransferase activity; lipoic acid binding
Source: RefSeq, a predicted model, not a curated record